CUCUCCCUCUCUCUCUCUCCUGUCCUGCCAAUCGCCGCCUCAUCCGUCAGCCCGUCCACGCGGAGCUCUGCCCCCACCACCCUCAUUCCCGGCGUCAUUCCUCCUCCGCCGCAAACGAACGCCGAGCCGCGCAGCAGACGACAUGGCUUCAGGAGUAACAGUAAAUGAUGAGGUCAUAAAAGUUUUCAAUGAUAUGAAAGUAAGAAAAUCUUCAACACCGGAAGAAGUCAAGAAGAGAAAGAAAGCAGUGUUGUUCUGUCUCAGUGACGACAAGAAGAAAAUUAUUGUGGAGGAAGGCAAGGAAAUAUUGGUGGGCGACAUUGGUGAAACAGUGGACGACCCAUACACCUCCUUCGUAAAGCUGUUACCGCUGAAUGACUGCCGUUACGGCUUAUAUGAUGCAACAUAUGAAACAAGAGAGUCCAAGAAAGAAGAUCUGGUGUUUAUAUUCUGGGCCCCUGAAAGUGCACCCCUUAAAAGCAAGAUGAUCUAUGCUAGCUCUAAAGAUGCAAUCAAAAAAAAAUUUACAGGCAAGUAUGAAGAUUACUUUGGUUAAGUGAGUCCCUCUUAUCAAUACAGUGCACUGCUGGUUACAUGGGGUCAUAUUGGUGAAAUUGUUGCCGUUUUAAGACAUUUUUGAAUGUGUAAAAGGGAAAAACACAUUAACAGGUUGAAUUUUCCAUACCAGUAAAGGCUGAAGAAUGUAAUUGUUAAUAUGAAUUUUCUUGGUUCCUUUCCAGGUAUUAAACACGAAUGGCAAGUUAAUGGUUUAGAUGAUAUUCAGGAUCGUUCCACACUGGCUCAGAAGUUAGGAGGCAACGUGGUAGUUUCACUUGAAGGAAGACCCUUGUAAAUGGAGUCUUGAAGUGCCAUCUGGAUCUGAGGAGCUUCCAGUUUUGCCUGCCGCUCUGCUGAUAUCAUUUGGUCCCGUUGGAAUAGUUUUAGCCUUUUUUUUUUUUUUUUUUUUCCUUUUUCUUUCUUCUCUCUUCUCCAUGUUAAGGAAGUCUUGGUUUUUGAAGCACACUGCCAGUGAUUGAUUGCCAUUAGACUGUUUAAUCCUGGUAGUUUUUAAAUGUAGGAUCUCAAGGAAUGAUUUCAUCCAUGUUGCCAAAAAGGACACCAUCCCUCAUGCCAGCUCACCCCUCACACAGACAAAAAGGCAAAGAAUACAGAUGGCGUGGUGCGCAUUCCUCGCAGCAAGUACAGUUACGGUUUGCCGUUUACAAACAAGAGUACGCAGCUCUCUAAAGCUGGGAGAUUUUUUUUUUAUUUGUUGGUAGCUUGCAUGGUUGCCGUUUUUCAUUGUUAACACGUCGUAGGGCUCGCCUGCAUACGCGAGAGCUCGUGUUGUACACUAUGCAUCUGAAGCACUUUGUGUCCUAACCUUUUUUUUUUUUAUUUUUUUUUUUUUUUUUGGGAGGGGGUCUAUCCUCUCUGAGAAGGAAUGCCCCUUCAUUUUCUGCAUUUACAGAAUUCCAUCGGUGCGGCUUUCAUUCCUUUACAAACGACGACUCCAAAAGACAUUUUACUAACUGCUUAUGUUGCCUUUUUGUGUGCAUUGAAAUGUUAAUAACAGGGGGUGGCACUUUAAAGAUUAACAGUUGUGAAAAGGAAAAAAAAAAAAACUAUCUGUACAAACAGAGCCUUAAAUGGACAUUUAUUUUUAUUUUCUGAGAUCAUAGAACAGGCCACACUGAAAUAAAACUCGUGGCGGAUAAAGGAAUGCUUACUUUUCUGGUUAUUGCAAGAAUUUGAUUCAUUUCAAAAAUGCAGUACGGUAAUAAAUACAACAUGGCCAAUGUCCUUUCUCAAAGAUCUUAGACAAACAUGGGAUUGGAGGGGGGGUAUGGGGGGGGGUUUGGCUUUCUCUUUAUCCCAACCUGCCUUUUUAAUGUCAUCACAAACCUUCAUUUAGUCUGACUGCAAGCAACAGCUUUGGUUUUAAGGAAGGAAAACCCGUUAAAAAAUAUCUUGGAGUCGAGGUGCGUUCUUUAAAUUUCACAAAUUGAACACGAUGUUGUCGUGUGGGUGCCUCGGGGAGAAGGGAGGGGGUAUACGCCUGGUAACUUUUUCUGUUGAUAACUCACCUUUGUGACAAGAAUGAGGACUGAGAGCAUACGGGCUAUGGUGUGUUUCAGUUUGUAUUUAAUGUUAUUUAUUGUAAGUGGCCAAAGGUGUAUUAGAAUGAUUAAAAUAUCUUAAAACCUGAAA
Molecule: messenger RNA, 2211 nt
Organism: Erpetoichthys calabaricus (reedfish)
Lineage: Eukaryota; Metazoa; Chordata; Cladistia; Polypteriformes; Polypteridae
Gene: cfl2
Product: cofilin 2 (muscle)
Exons: 3
Coding region: 143-556 (137 amino acids)
Biological process (GO): cell motility; actin filament severing; actin filament fragmentation
Cellular component (GO): actin cortical patch; cytoplasm; actin cytoskeleton
Molecular function (GO): actin filament binding
Source: RefSeq, a predicted model, not a curated record